Molecule: messenger RNA, 3813 nt
Organism: Mixia osmundae IAM 14324
Lineage: Eukaryota; Fungi; Basidiomycota; Mixiomycetes; Mixiales; Mixiaceae
Exons: 3
Coding region: 157-3765 (1202 amino acids)
Molecular function (GO): protein-phosphatidylethanolamide deconjugating activity
Source: RefSeq, a predicted model, not a curated record
CGUGCCCCCCACAGCACCCGCAGUCCUAGUCAGCCCAGCUGACAGUGCAUGACAGGCUAGCUGGCAGCAAGCAAGGCUUCACGAUGAUCGUGUCAGGUUGAGCUGGUCUUGUGAGCUCGUCAUCGUCGACGAUCACUGACCAAACCUCGCGGGAACAUGGCCGAGAUGUCACUUGGUCCUGCUGAUCCGGCACACGGCUCAAAGGGCGGCUUGCCAGAGCUGAGUGAGUCGGCGCCAGACUCGCCUGCCAUCACCAUAUCGGCAUCCUCUCCGGCUCCGACCCGUAAAGCGGCGCCGAGCAAUGAGGAUGGCCGAACGAGCGUCAACAGCAAUGGGAGCAGCGUCGAGUCCUCCGUUGACUUGCUCAUCAAGAUGCCAUCUACAUCAUCCUCAGCUUCGGCGUCGACCGCUGCUUCUUCAUCGACUUAUACUGCCGCUCGAUCGAGCCUCAUGUCUGCUGAAGACCAGGCUGACGCAAGACCGCAUGGGAAAGCCAAGGCAACCAAUCAGGACUCGUCCAUCUCCGAGCUGGAGAUCUUACAGCCCGCAACGGAGACGCCCAGUCCGAAUAGCUCGAGUUCGAGCUUCCCGAUGACAAGGCGCCUACUGCGUAAAGCCUCAAACAGCUUGCUCUUUGGCGGACAGGUCAAUUCUCUUUCGCCAAGUCCACCGACUCGCAACAGCACCCUCAUGCCCGAUCAAGCGAUCAGGCCAGGCGAAGAUGCAGAGUCCAAUGAGCUCACUCCUACACCGUCUCUCAACGGUCACGCUGCUCACCAUCCGGCGCGUACUCUGGACAUACCCCAGGCCACGAACGACCGACUGAGCCAGUCCUUGCAACAUUCCGCCUCGCCUCCCCAGCGUACAGUAGCCCAAAUCAAUGGCACCAGUACAGGCAUAUCCAAACACAUGAGCGGCUGGUUCAAUAUGCUCCGGCCCUCACUAUCUGCCGUCAACAUUUCAUCUCUCGCUAGUCUCUCGAGCCAGGGCGCUCCUGUAGAAUGCCAAGCAGAACCUCGCAUCAAUACAUCGCCUCCGGCUCCAGCAGUGAGAGCUUCGGCAGACACGCGGCCUUUCUCGCGUCGUCAGUCGUCUGCUCGAAGAAGAGACUCGUCAGACGCCGUGAUGGUCUCCUCGUCGGUGCCAACCAUAUCGUCACCGCCAUUACAGGCGUCUACGUCGAGCGUACCUGCAGCGGCAAGACAGCUCAUUCCCAGUGCAGGCGGGCUCGACAGGAUGUUCGAUCGAGCUCUGCAGUAUUUCCUCGAUACCGAUUCAAACAUUGACAAGUGCGAAGACGAUAUCUGGCUCAUGGGCGUCAGACACCAAGGCUACCGGCUCGUCGCAGAGUCAAGUCCGAACAGUAGACUUCUGCAAAGGCGCGACAGUGCAGCAACCGACGUUACUGCUACGACUGAUGCGGGUAGUGCGACGGCCGAUGCCCGACUCGAAUCGCGGUUGCCCAAGAAGCGUAAGGAGAGACGGAAGACAACCAGAAGGAGCAAGGCUGGAUCAAUAGGUACUGCAGACGACCAUCCGCGCAAUUCGCCCAAGCUUGGCAAGGUUGGGCUGCUUUCGCCAACGUUCAGUACGCUUGCUCUACCUUUCAGGUCCAACUCUACUGUCAGUGUCGCUGCCAAAUCAAGCGUGCGAGACAGUCGGCAAGAAUCAGUCUCGCCGAGGAUCUCAGAAGCGUCACUUCCGUCCAAUUCUGCUAGCUCCUCACAAGGCUCCUCCUCGCCCGUCUUGUCAAGACAUGCGGCAAAUGUGCAAGGAUGGCCACCGACGUUCUAUGAGGACUUUACAUCGCGUAUUCAACUCACUUAUCGAGCUGGGUUUCCUCCGAUACCUACUACAGUAUCGAACGGACCCGCAACAACGGCAUUCAAUGCCGUGUUGAGUAGCCUGACCGGCAGAAGCCCCUUGCAGGCCAACGAUGGCCUGUCAACCGAUGCGGGCUGGGGCUGCAUGCUCAGGACCGGUCAGAGCUUGCUCGCUAAUGCGCUCGCCUUUGUACAUCUCGGUCGAGAUUGGCGCAGGACAUGCUCCUCUUCCGACGAAUCGCCUGAUAUCCCAGAAGAGUCAAGAUCGCUCGAGCACUUUGAGACGUAUGCUCGGCUUCUUACAUGGUUUCUCGACGAUCCUUCACCUCUGUGCCCUUUCUCUGUGCAUCGCUUUGCUGUCGUUGGCAAGGAGCAAGGCGGCAAGGAGAUUGGUGAAUGGUUUGGGCCGAGCACAGCAGCAGGCGCGAUCAAACAUCUCGCCAGCAAUUUUGCGCCUGCCAAUUUAGGCGUAGCAGUAUCAGUUGACGGCACGGUGUAUCGCUCAGACGUUCAAGCUGCAGCCAAUCCACCCUUCUCGGAGCCUGCCACCGCAGGGCGGCAAGAUCCUGCGCCGUCCGUUCGCACUAGCUGGCAGAGGCCUGUUCUCAUCCUCAUCAAUGCUCGCUUAGGCCUUGACAAAGUCAAUCCGCUCUACUACGAGAGCAUCAAGGCUGCUCUAUCGUUCCCUCAAUCGGUCGGCAUCUCCGGCGGCAGGCCAAGCUCCUCGUACUACUUUGUGGGUGUCCAGCAGAACUCAGUCUACUAUAUCGAUCCACAUCAUACAAAGCCUGCCAUCCCCUUCCGACAGCCGCCUCCAGAUAUCGCAGCUCUGGCGGCAGAGCUGCCUCUAGACAUUCACUCGCCGCUCAAUGCAUGGCAAAGAUCGCUCGGCGAUAGUCUGCCUCCUACGCCUGGCGCCGAGCCGCCUGCUCCAGACGAGUGUGACGACGCCACUCGACUGCGCGCAUGGUUCGCCAACGAGUAUGACGAGACUUGCUUUGGGUCCUUCCACUGCGAUCGCGUGCGCAAGAUGCCCUUGUCGGGUCUCGAUCCCAGUAUGCUCAUCGGCUUUCUCUGUCGUGAUGAGGCAGAUUGGGACGAUCUCCAGAGCCGGGCAGGCGAACACAAGAGCAUCUUCCAUAUUGCCGAACAAAUGCCAGCUUGGCUGCGGUCAUCCGCAGGCUCGCUCACGGACGACAGCGGCAAGCUGUCUGCUAGCCCUUCUGGCCUCGAGAGUCUUUCGGAGCCAGAAGGCUGGGAUGAUGCUUCUAAUGCUGUGCCGCGGGAAACCGUCGAGGCAGAGUGGAUGGCCCAACAAGUCUCACCGAGCAAAGGUCGCACGCGCGCGGGCAGCGUCGUGCAAGACGAGGCAUGGCACCCUCAGUCGGAAUCGCCAACGAGGACGCCCUUGCAGCACAGUGAGACUGUCCGCCCCUCGAACGAUAGCAUGCUGGGCACCAUCAGAUCUGCCAGCACGACUCAUGCCGAUCUGUCCUCACAUGCCGACGAGACGGUCACUGCUGACGAUACGAGCUUGGAAAUUGUCAGUUCCGCUUCGCCGGAGCGAGGCGUACCCCAUCGGACAUUGUCCGCCGAGAGAGCGUCUGCAGAAGAUCUACGCGAGGACUGGGUGGAGACGGACCAUCCUGGCCUGUCUGCACGACAGGGCAAGCCACCCUUGCGAUCGCUAUUACACGAACGCAAGGCGGCGCUGCAGGAACGCAAAGCGCGACGAGAUGCGAAACGCGAGUCGAGGCGGUUACGCAAGGCCGAACGGCAUAGCAAGCGGUACUCGCAUAGCAACAAGGGCGAAUUAGUGACUGGGACCGAUGCCAGCGCGGCCAGCUCGUCCUCUGCAGCGGCGAGCUCAGACACGGAUGGAUCGCUGCUCGAAGACGGAGAUGAGGAGCUGGACGACUUUGUGUUGACUGCGAGUACAUAGCUAUGUGUAUUCAAUGUUGUGUGAUGCAAUGGAUCAUGUUGUGUUUGU